AUGCCCCCCAUCCAGCAGAACUCCGCUGAGGAAGGGCGCUCAGAUGUGGAGGAGAAAGCUUUGGAAGGAGCAAAAGCCAUGACUUGUGAGCAGAAUUCCAAGGAAACAGAGCUCAAAGAUAGAAACGGCUCUGUGGGAGAAUCAGAAUCUAAGAGCAACUCCAACUCUGAGGCGCGCAGCUCCCGGAAGCGGAAAUUGAGCCCUAGGAAGGGCUCUCCUGAUGGCACAGGCCCCUCCUCAGAGGAUGAGCACCCUGAGGUGCUGCACCGGGAGGAAGGAAAGGUCCCCAAAGGCAACAGCAGUGAGGGGGUCCGGGAUUCCCGCUGCAGGAGACCUCACAGGAGGCGCCCUGGGUGCAGCAAGAAGCCCAGAGCCAGUUUCCCAAGGGGCCAGCCGCCACCACUCAGGAAAACCUUGGUGACCUCGCUGCGCUCAGUGUCCGAGGCCAUUUACCAGGACAUGGUCUGGGUGCAGAGGCAGCAGGUCCAGGCCCCGCUGGGCUGGGAGGACCUGUCUGCACUGGCCCAGCUGCGGGCACCCCUGGCCGACCUAGUCCAGACCAUCUACACCAUGGCCUCCCAGGCAGCCUACGCCAUCCCUGCCGAGGGCUGGCUCAGCCCAACGCCUCCUCCUGGCGCCCUGGGCUUGCCUGGCACAGAGGAUAAGGCCGGGGUGUUGCCUGCAAGCAAGAGGAGUCCACUUCUUCCCCUGGACAAGUGA
Messenger RNA from Condylura cristata (star-nosed mole), 720 nucleotides. RefSeq names its product protein FRG2-like-2. Bases 1 to 720 code for a protein of 239 amino acids. The transcript is spliced from 4 exons. The record is from RefSeq and is a predicted model, not a curated record. Lineage: Eukaryota; Metazoa; Chordata; Mammalia; Eulipotyphla; Talpidae.